Molecule: messenger RNA, 911 nt
Organism: Hibiscus syriacus
Lineage: Eukaryota; Viridiplantae; Streptophyta; Magnoliopsida; Malvales; Malvaceae
Product: cytochrome c oxidase assembly protein COX15-like
Exons: 5
Coding region: 1-801 (266 amino acids)
Biological process (GO): heme A biosynthetic process
Cellular component (GO): mitochondrial inner membrane
Molecular function (GO): oxidoreductase activity, acting on NAD(P)H, heme protein as acceptor
Source: RefSeq, a predicted model, not a curated record
AUGGGUAUUGAAGAUUUUAAGUUCAUAUACUGGAUGGAAUACGCACAUCGAAUGUGGGGUAGAGCCCUAGGUGUCAUGUUUGCAUUGCCAUUCUCAUAUUUUCUUCGUAAGGGAUAUAUUGGACUAAGGCUGUCUGCCCUUUUUGCUCUUGGUGCUGGUCAGGGUUUAAUUGGUUGGUGGAUGGUUAAAAGUGGAUUAGAGGAGAGAACAUUCGUUAUUUACAGUGGCCUGUUCUGGACUGCUCUUUCUGUUGUAAUGCCUGAACCUCUUGCUGAAUCAUUAGCUUGGGUUCAAGGGGCUGCCAAAGUCAGGAGAAUUGCAAUUCCAGUGAGCCUUGUUGUCGGCAUUACCGCUGUUUCUGGAGCAUUUGUUGCUGGAAACGAUGCCGGCCGUGCAUACAUUACCUUUCUAAAGAUGGGAGAUGUGUGGGUUCCUGAUAAUUUAUUUGAGUUGAAACCAAUAAUCCGAAACUUCUUCGAGAAUACGGCCAUGGUGCAGCUUGACCAUCGUAUCCUUGCAACUUCCAGUUUGAUCUCCAUCUGUGGCUUAUGGUGGUGGACCAAAAAGCUGGACGUCCAUCCGGCUAUUAGAUCUCUGGUCGGAGCCACUUUUGGCAUGGCUGCUCUUCAGGUAACAUUAGGUGUCUCAACACUUCUAUCAUACGUGCCUGUUUCGCUAGGCACUGCACAUCAGGCAGGGGCCUUGACCCUUCUAACACUGAUGCUACUGCUCAAUCACACUGUGAGGAAACCAUCAAUGUCGCUUCUGAAAACACUGCCGCAGGUUGCAAGGAUAGCUUGAUAGCCAUUGUUUUUUUGAGAAUAUUGUAUUAGAUUAAUCAAACACAUCGAUUUGUUAUUCGAUCCUCUUGUUGUUCUGUAUCGAUAUUCCAUUUUCAAACCCCGAGUUCA